AUGACGGUGGGUGAGCACGAUGGCGAAUCACCUGAAGCUUCUCAAACAACAGCUGAGCUUCAAAAGAAAAUAGACAGCCUGCAAGGCCAAAUCACCGACAUACACCGAACUCAAGGAACUACCGGAGAAAAUUCCAACCUCUCUUCAGAAGUCCAGAGCCUGAAGGAAAAACUUGACGAACACUCCAAACCGUUGGAGCUAAGUGCCGAGAAGCUCAGCCAGCUACAGUCAGAGAACACUGCCCUCCGGGACCAGAAUCAAACCCUCAACGUGGCAGGUAACAAGAAGCUUUGCUUCAACACUCGGGUUCAACCUAUGGGAAAUCUGAACACACCCAGCACCGGAGAAGGUACCACCGACACACCUCCUGCAUCUGGGGUAGCUGGGGCAACACGGGAAGGGACCGAGAAUCCUCAAAUCCAUGAUCUUGAGGAGAGUGAUUCCGAGCCAGAACCCGUGAAAGCAGCAACCGAAUCCUCCAUAACCGCCUACCUAGAGCAGAUGUUCUCUAGGAGAUUCGAUGCCAAGCAAUCUAUGGUAGAACGCCUACCAGGAGUAGCUCCCCCAAUCCGAAGGAGCAACCAUGAUUCCUACGCGGAUACCCCUUUUGCGGAAGAAAUUGCCUCGGUAGAGAUGCCUAGAAAGUUCUCCUUCCCCAGCAUCAAGAUGUAUGACAGUAUUGGCGACCCCGACGAUCACAUCGCGCAGUACAAGCAAAGGAUGUUGGCGGUUGCACUCCCUAAGGAGUCCCGCGAAGCCACGAUGUGCAAAGGGUUCGGUUCCACUCUGGUCGGACCUGCCUUGCAAUGGUACAUCAAUCUCCCUACCAGGUCCAUAUCUUCCUUCGCAGGCCUGAGCGACAAAUUCGUGGAGCAAUUCGCAAGCUGUAGGAGCCUGGAGAAGACUUCCGAUGGUCUCUACGAGAUCCUCCAGCAUCGAGUGGAACCCCUGCGAGACUACAUAGCCCGCUUCAACUAG
This is a messenger RNA of Brassica oleracea var. oleracea, 978 nucleotides long. RefSeq lists its product as uncharacterized. Lineage: Eukaryota; Viridiplantae; Streptophyta; Magnoliopsida; Brassicales; Brassicaceae. The transcript has a single exon. The record is from RefSeq and is a predicted model, not a curated record. Bases 1 to 978 code for a protein of 325 amino acids.